Molecule: messenger RNA, 1262 nt
Organism: Metopolophium dirhodum (rose-grain aphid)
Lineage: Eukaryota; Metazoa; Arthropoda; Insecta; Hemiptera; Aphididae
Gene: rush
Product: pleckstrin homology domain-containing family F member 2
Exons: 8
Coding region: 239-1024 (261 amino acids)
Cellular component (GO): early endosome
Molecular function (GO): metal ion binding; phosphatidylinositol binding
Source: RefSeq, a predicted model, not a curated record
GAAUUUGAUAAAUAUUGUGAUGUUGAUUGUGAGUUAUGACACGGACCUUAUUGUUUUCAAAAUCGUUAACUGGUUAGGACUGUAGAGAAGUAUUACUUUUUUUUUGUUGAAAUUACUUCCUUUUAUAGUUACCAUUGUAGGCCUUGAAUAGAAUUAAUUUGUUUUUUAUUACUAAUUAUCUGUUAUCAUAUUGGCUAUUUUGGCCCAUCUCACAGGGGAUUGCAACAGUGUUCAAACAAUGGUGGACCGAUUAGUAAAUAGUGAGGCAAAUGCCCGUCGUAUUACUAUGGUCGAAAGUUGUUUUGGUAGCUCAGGACAACCUUUAGCUGUUCCCGGGCGUGUUUUAGUUGGUGAAGGUGUACUGACAAAAAUUUGUCGAAAAAAACCAAAACCCAGACAAUUCUUUCUGUUUAACGACAUUCUAGUAUAUGGAAAUAUACUUAUAAACAAAAAAAAAUAUAACAAACAGCAUGUUAUACCAUUAGAGGAAGUAAAAUUGGAAUCUUUACAAGAUGAAGGGCAGUUAAGAAAUGGUUGGUUAAUUCGAACGGCGUCCAAGUCAUUUGCUGUAUAUGCAGCCACUUCAACAGAAAAACAAGAAUGGAUGGCACACAUUAAUAAAUGUAUUGAAGAUUUGUUAAGAAAGAGUGGUAAAAAAGCUGUUGAAGUCCAUGCAGCGGUAUGGGUUCCGGAUUCUGAAGCCAAUGUUUGCAUGCAUUGUAAAAAGACUCAGUUCACAGUCCUCAAUCGAAGACAUCAUUGUCGUAGCUGUGGUACAGUAGUGUGUGGUCCAUGUUCUAGUAAACGGUUUUUAUUACCAAAUCAGUCGACUAAACAAUUGCGUGUCUGCCUAAAUUGUUUCGAUAAACUAUCUAGAGAUAAAGCACAACAAAACAGUACUAACCUCAAUUAUCUUAGAAACUCUUUAAAAGAUCGCAGUGAAUCUUCUGGUGAUGAUGAUUCUGAUGAUGAUGAUAAUUUUGUCCCAUCAACUACAACACCAGAGCAACCGAAGUUUUACUGAUUUUACCAUCUACAUGAGUACUUUCUUUGUUUUACUAACAUUUUCUAUGAAGUUUGUUAUUCAUGGAAUUAUUUGAUUUGACAAGAGUUUAAUCAUAAUUGUUUGUAUUCUGGAAAAAGCAUAUUUUAACUUGAUAAAAUAAUGCAAAUUGAAUCCAUAGAUCUAUUAUUUUAUAUAAUGUGUAAAAUCCGAAUUAUGUAUUUGUGAUAUACCUUGUUAAUAGUAUUGUUAAGUUGUC